UGCGUUCGUUCUACGCUGGCAAUCCGAUCGUAUUCUUCCGCUUUAUUAAUUGGCCUCCGUCCGGUGCAGACGCGAACAAGGAAGAAAGAUCAACGAGUGGUACAGGAUGCAGAUAUUCGUCAAGACUCUUACGGGGAAGACGAUCACCCUCGAGGUCGAGAGCAGCGACACCAUCGACAACGUCAAAGCCAAGAUCCAGGACAAAGAGGGAAUACCCCCAGACCAGCAGAGGUUAAUCUUUGCUGGGAAACAACUGGAAGAUGGCCGAACCCUUGCUGAUUACAACAUUCAGAAAGAAUCGACUCUUCACCUUGUGCUCAGGCUUAGAGGUGGGAUGAUGAUUAAGGUGAAGACGCUAACAGGGAAGGAAAUCGAGAUUGACAUUGAACCCACUGAUACUAUUGACAGGAUCAAGGAGAGGGUAGAAGAGAAAGAAGGAAUUCCACCUAUACAACAGAGGCUGAUCUAUGCGGGCAAGCAACUGGCUGACGACAAGACUGCUAAGGAAUACAACAUUGAGGGAGGCUCUGUUCUUCAUCUUGUGCUUGCUCUCAGGGGUGGUCGAUACUAGAUUUUGAUCCCAGCAGAUUCUACUGGUCCUGAAGUGUUCUACAACGCUAAAUCUGCACUGAGCAUUGUUCUUCUUAGCACCAGACCAUCAUUGGUCUGGUUGAAUUCUACAGCUGCUUUGUGUCGAGCAGUAAGAGCAUUCAGAAGAUCUUGAAAUAUUGUGCAACUUUGAAUUCUUGAUGGUGUAUUUAUAAAUUGAAUUUGCUUUAUCAGAGGAUGUUAAAUUAUCAAAAAAUUCUAGCAAUUUCAAUUUUGAUUA
Zingiber officinale is the source of this 829-nucleotide messenger RNA. Its product is annotated as ubiquitin-NEDD8-like protein RUB2. Gene Ontology annotation, cellular component: cytoplasm; nucleus. Bases 107 to 571 code for a protein of 154 amino acids. Gene Ontology annotation, molecular function: ubiquitin protein ligase binding; protein tag activity. The record is from RefSeq and is a predicted model, not a curated record. NCBI's taxonomy places the organism in Eukaryota, Viridiplantae, Streptophyta, Magnoliopsida, Zingiberales, Zingiberaceae. The transcript is spliced from 3 exons. Gene Ontology annotation, biological process: modification-dependent protein catabolic process; protein ubiquitination.